Phragmites australis (common reed) is the source of this 2395-nucleotide messenger RNA. RefSeq names its product iron-phytosiderophore transporter yellow stripe 1. Gene Ontology annotation, biological process: response to iron ion; seed development. Gene Ontology annotation, molecular function: oligopeptide transmembrane transporter activity; iron-nicotianamine transmembrane transporter activity. The coding region runs from base 122 to 2146 and encodes 674 amino acids. Gene Ontology annotation, cellular component: plasma membrane. The record is from RefSeq and is a predicted model, not a curated record. The transcript is spliced from 7 exons. Lineage: Eukaryota; Viridiplantae; Streptophyta; Magnoliopsida; Poales; Poaceae.
AUUAGCAUCGCAAUAUCAACAUCUGUUUGCAACUCACCUCCCUGGGGUUGCACUUCUAGAGAUCAGCUUCUGCACUUCCGUUGGCUUCGUGCAGCCGAGGAGGCAGAGGAGCAACGCUACCAUGGACGUCGUGGACCGCGCGCGCGGCGGUGUCGCAGACGAUGAGAUCGAGAAGCACGAGCCCGGGCCCGGGGACAUGGAAUCUGACCCCGCGGCGGCGCGUGAGGAGUGCGUGCUGCCGUGGCGCGAGCAGGUGACCGUGCGGGGCAUGGUGGUGGCGCUGCUGGUCGGGUUCAUCUACACCGUCAUCGUCAUGAAGAUCGCGCUCACCACGGGGCUGGUGCCCACGCUCAACGUCUCCGCCGCGCUGCUGGCCUUCCUCGGGCUCCGCGGGUGGACGCGCGUGCUGGAGCGCCUCGGCGUGGCGCACCGGCCCUUCACGCGCCAGGAGAACACCGUCGUCGAGACCUGCGCCGUCGCAUGCUACACCAUCGCGUUCGGCGGUGGGUUCGGGUCGACGUUGCUGGGCCUGGACAAAAAGACGUACGAGCUGGCCGGGAACUCGCCGGCCAACGUGCCGGGGAGCUACAAGGACCCUGGAUUUGGCUGGAUGGCUGCAUUCCUCGCGUCGAUCAGCUUCGCGGGCCUCCUAAGCUUGAUCCCCCUCAGAAAGGUUUUGGUCAUCGACUACAAGUUAACUUACCCAAGUGGAACUGCAACAGCUGUUCUCAUAAACGGUUUCCACACUAAGCGAGGAGACAAGAAUGCAAAGAUGCAAGUCCGUGGCUUCCUAAGAUACUUUGGGCUCAGCUUCGUAUGGAGUUUCUUCCAAUGGUUCUACACAGGAGGCGAUGUUUGUGGAUUUGUUCAGUUCCCUACAUUCGGUCUGAAGGCAUGGAAACAAACAUUCUUCUUCGACUGUAGCCUCACGUAUGUUGGUGCGGGGAUGAUUUGUUCGCACCUUGUGAACAUCUCCACCCUCAUUGGUGCGAUCUUGUCAUGGGGGAUAUUGUGGCCACUCAUCAGCAAACAAAAAGGGGAUUGGUAUCCUGCAAAUAUACCAGAAAGCAGCAUGAAAAGCCUAUACGGUUACAAGGCCUUCCUUUGUAUAGCUCUGAUCAUGGGAGACGGUCUGUACCACUUCUUUAAAGUCCUUGGUGUCACUGUUAGGAGCCUUAAUGAACGACUAAACCGCAAACGUGCUAGCAACAGAGUGGCAAAUGGGGAUGACAUGGUCGCACUUGACGAUCUACAACGCGAUGAGGUCUUCCAUGGGGGCUCUGUUCCCUCCUGGGCAGCGUAUACCGGAUAUGCACUGUUAAGCAUCAUUUCUGUGAUCACCAUACCGAUGAUGUUCCGGCAGAUCAAGUGGUACUACGUUAUUGUCGCCUACGUCCUCGCCCCUCUGCUUGGGUUCUCCAAUUCCUACGGAACAGGGCUCACCGACAUCAACAUGGCCUACAACUACGGCAAGAUCGCGCUCUUCAUCUUUGCAGCCUGGGCUGGCAAGGACAACGGUGUUAUCGCCGGCCUUGUUGGAGGUACGAUGGUGAAGCAGCUUGUGAUGGCAUCUGCCGAUCUGAUGCACGACUUCAAGACGGGCCAUCUGACUUUGACAUCGCCGAGAUCCUUGCUCGUGGCACAAUUUAUUGGGACAGCCAUGGGCUGCAUUGUCUCACCUCUCACGUUCUUGCUCUUCUACAAGGCGUUUGAUAUUGGAAACCCGAAUGGUUACUGGAAGGCGCCAUAUGCGCUGAUCUACCGUAACAUGGCGAUCCUUGGUGUGGAGGGCUUCUCAGCGUUGCCGAGGCAUUGCCUUUCACUCUCCGCUGGAUUUUUCGCAUUCGCAUUGAUCUUGAGUGUUGCUAGGGAUAUCCUGCCACACAGGUAUGCAAAGUUCGUGCCCCUCCCAAUGGCGAUGGCCGUGCCAUUCCUUGUGGGUGGGAGCUUUGCUAUCGAUAUGUGCGUUGGGAGUUUGGUGGUCUUUGUGUGGAACAAGAUGAACAGGAAGGAGGCUGCGUUCAUGGUGCCUGCAGUUGCAUCCGGUUUGAUCUGUGGAGAUGGCAUAUGGACGUUCCCUUCGUCCCUGCUUGCUCUUGCCAAGAUCAAGCCACCAAUCUGCAUGAAGUUCGUACCUGGAAGCUAGAGAAUUUGGACAGUUCAUGGACGGAGGAUGGCCACCAAUCGGCAUGAAGUUCGUACCGCUAGAGAAUUUGGACAGUUCAUGGACGAAGGAUGGAUUGAUAGUGAUUUGUGAUACAAUAAUUGUUCAUGUUACGUCAUGUUGAUUACCUGUAGAGUAAAUUGUUGCUUUCCAAGAGGUUCAUGUUACGUCUGGAUUGACAGUAAACAGUUUAAUAUACUAGUGUUUUAAUAAAGACAUGUUGGAUUGAAC